AUGGAGGAGAAGGCGCAGCCAAAGUCGGUAUUGGACCGCGAGCGGUUGGCGCAGGAGCGGCGUGAGAAGGCGUUGCAGAAGGCUCAGCGGGAUACGGCGGACGAGCGGCACGCUACGGGUUGGUACCAAUACUUUAAACAAGAAGAUGUGGACUUAUUGGAGACACAGGAGAUUGCGAUUCACCCCACGCCAUUGUUGUCAAUUGCAGACCACUAUAUGCGUGCGGCGCAGGGCACGAACCGGCGGGUGGUAGGGUGCCUGUUGGGUGAGACGGACUCGGGGAAGACUCACGUUACCAAUUCCUUCGGUGUUCCUUUUGAGGAACAUGCUAAAGACACUACCAUUUGGUAUCUUGACCAUAGCUACCUUGACAAGAUGUUUCGCAUGUUUAAGAAAAUCAAUGCUCGUGAAAACGUAGUCGGAUGGUAUAGUUCUGCCGGUGUCAUCAAACCAAACGAUCAUAUGAUACAUGAGCUCUUCAGACAGUACUGUCGUCACCCCCUCUUCCUAGUUGUUGACGUCGCCGCCAAAUGCAAAGAAGAAAACGCCAAACCUCUCGUCCAAACUUACUACUCCUUCGAACAACCCUCCCACGACAACCAAAACAGACGCACCUUCGUACACACCAACUUCACUCUCGGUGCCUCCGAGGCCGAAGAAGUCGGCGUCGAACACCUACUCAGGGACGUCGAAUCCAACUAUGAAGUCACUCUCGGAACCGCUAUCGAGGACAAGGUGAACGCUUUGUCCACCGCUGCCAAGAAACUGGAGCAAAUUUCCGUCUACUUGAAAGACGUGGCGGAGGGCCGACGGGAAGUGAAGCCACACAUUCUGGCGCAGCUUCAGGUCUUGAUGAACUCACUUCCCGAAAAAAGCGACCCUGACGUGCUGGCCCAGGGCUUCCAACGCUACACCAACGACGCCCUACUGGCUUCGUAUAUAGGUACGCCCAGGUGUUCCCUUGCCCCUCCCCCCGAUCCCUUUCCCUUGUCAGUUGAACCAUCUGCCCCCUUUCCUCCCCCUUCCCUGGUCGGUCGAGCCAUAAGCGGCGUUGUAGGGUUUGCGACCAAGUUGGUCAUGAUGAUCCACGAGUUGACUUUGAACAAAAAAAAGAUGAAGGAGAAGCAGCAGCUAGAUAGUCCGCCUGCGAACGCCGUUUCCGAGGCACCGAUUUUACCCUAA
This is a messenger RNA of Gregarina niphandrodes, 1182 nucleotides long. RefSeq names its product putative 26S proteasome regulatory subunit. Lineage: Eukaryota; Apicomplexa; Conoidasida; Eugregarinorida; Gregarinidae. The transcript has 2 exons. Gene Ontology annotation, molecular function: metallopeptidase activity; protein binding. The coding region runs from base 1 to 1182 and encodes 393 amino acids. The record is from RefSeq and is a predicted model, not a curated record. Gene Ontology annotation, cellular component: proteasome complex. Gene Ontology annotation, biological process: proteasome-mediated ubiquitin-dependent protein catabolic process.